Molecule: messenger RNA, 2274 nt
Organism: Ostertagia ostertagi
Lineage: Eukaryota; Metazoa; Nematoda; Chromadorea; Rhabditida; Trichostrongylidae
Source: the annotation of a GenBank genome assembly
AUGCGAUCUGUCAAGUACAAGUGCCCCGAAUGUGACGAAGAUAUUGAUAGAAGGAGCUACCGUCGACAUCUGAUAAAUGUUCACAAGUAUUCUGAGGAACAAUAUCAUGAACUGAAGAAUGAAAUGAUGCGAGCACAAGAGCCCUCUAUUAUCUGUCCUCUGUGCGAUGACAAGGUACCUACUCAGUUUGACCUUGUUCAUCAUUGUUCAGAAUUGCACUCAGAAGACGGCGCUGAUGGCAGGCCUCAGAAUUAUACGGUCUGCAUGAGGGAGUUUCCGAACGAGCAAGACUAUAAGGAUAAAAAGAAAACCGGAACUGUAGUAAGACUCAUCCGCGCAGGGAAGAUCCCCAAUUCAGCAAAACAGAGGGUCCGAACAAGUAAGAAGGACACCCCCUAUUGCACAUGCUUUCUAAACGUGCAAUAUCGCAACGAUGGAACAAUAUUAGCGAGAGGAUGUUUUGCUCAUGUGGGUCACGAGUUAGAUCCAGCCCUUCUACGUUUAUCCAUUGAAGAGCAAGAGUACCUGAAAAUGUUACUUGAAGAACACACUUUCAACUAUAUUAUACAGCGUGUUCGGAGGGAAAAUCGCGACAAGAACUCUAGGCUGUUUUUUGUCUCCAGAGAUGAUCUUUGGAAUUUGAUAAAAAAAUACAAAAUAAGACCAGGAUGCAAAGACGCUGUAGACAUGACGUCCGUAAUGGUGCGUGUGGAGGAGAGCAAUCCUGACGAUGGCAUACGAAUGUUUAGACCCCCUGAUGACCCUAGCGGCAAGGGCUUUCUUAUGGUCAUUGUCACGCCGCUCCAACUCAAAUGGUUACAAGCAUAUUCAUCGAGGGGAGUAAGCUUGGAUGACACACACCACACCACGCGGUAUAAUGUCAAAUUAGCUACUCUUAUGCGUUUCCUCCUAAGCGGCACUAUGACAACGGAAGAUGUGUCGAAGUUGUUCGAAGUAAUUCGACAACUCAUGCCGAGAUUCCACCCUCGGACGAUGGUAACAGAUGAGGCGCAAUGUUUUUGGAACGGCUUUCGUAAAGUCUUUCCCGGAACACUAACCCAGCUGCACUAUUGUCGAACCCAUAUCGCGAAGACUUGGGAGCGAAAAACAAGGGAACUCGUGCAGGCUGAUUUGCGCCCAACCGUUGAUAAGGCUCUUGGUGACUUGCUGAAAGAGAAACAACUCAAUGUUUUCGAGCAACGUUUUGGCGAAAUUCUUGCCUACUUGAGGGCUCAGGAACAAGUUGAGAUGGCCGACUAUCUCACAAAAAAUUAUCUAGGCAAAACCAAGUCGUGGGCCUCUUUCGCGAACAGAGGAGCCGUUAUGGACACCACCAUGAUCAGCGAAAGGUGGCACCGUACCAUCAAAGACGACAUUUUGCACCGGAAUGCAAAUUGUCGCCUCGACUGUCUAGUGGAAUUGCUCAUAAGAGCAGUUGAAGAAAAGUCUGACUCUAAUGACCGCAGGCGCUUAGUCAAGAGCUCGCAUCGUGCUUCGGAAUCAAUUAAAAGACACCGCAAGGCUGCCGCGUACUACGCAGACCACGCAGAUAAGAUUCAUUUCACAGGGGAUAGAACAUGGCUCGUUGAGUCUUCGAAACCGCAGGAGUACUUCACAGUUUCGUGGGAGGGAAGAUGUUCAUGCAACUUAAUGAGUAACGUGCACUGUCUCCUCUGUGAUGUGUGCCCCUAUGCUUGGGAAUGCACCUGCCUAGAUAAUAGAAGCGGAGUGAGCUGCAUCCACAGACACGCGGUGAAAAUUUACGGUUGCGAACUACUACCAACGGGCACCAACAUUGAAGUGGAGGAAAGUGCACAGGAAGGAGAGCUGUUGGGGAUUUUGGAGGAAGAGUUCGAAGAGGGAAAUGUCGGUGUUGAAGUUGAAGGCGAUCAGCAAGGUGAAAAGAGUGUGCAGAACCGUAGGGAGCAACGGUAUCAGAAACUGAACGAAAUCAUGAGUACAUACGCAGCCGUUGAGAUGAGUGCUAAGUCUCUUGCUAAGGUUGACUCUGAUGAGUCCAUGAAGAAGCUGGAAAAAAUCCUGGAACACUUGAAGUUAGCGGCAGAUGUAGUUCGAAUGCCAGGCCCUGGUGACCUAGCGCCACGUCCGGAGUUGGCCAAGGAAGGGGCUAAACCUCACCUUCAGCAUAUAGAAUUAUUGCCAAGAGGAAAGCUGAAGAAACCUAAAACAAAGGCCGUGAAGGACCUCCACGAAGAGCUUCUGAUGAUGAGAUAUCCUGCGCCAGACGAUGAAGCUGGACCAUCCUGGGCCUAA